CUGGUGCUGACCACCACCAGGCUGUCCUGUGCACUCAUCCAGCCAGACACCAUCAUGUCUCUAACCACAAAUGAGAGGACCAUCAUUCUGGCCAUGUGGGACAAGAUAGCCACUGAGUCGGAGGAGAUUGGCAGAGAGACACUGGACAGGCUCCUCACCGUCUUCCCGCAGGCCAAGACCUACUUUCCACACUUUGACAUGAACUCGCGCUCAGCUCAGCUGCGAGCUCAUGGCGCCAAGGUCAUGUCGGCCAUAGGCGACGCGGCCAAGAACAUUGACAACGUGUCGGGCGCCCUGGCCCGCCUCAGCGAGAUGCACGCCUACAUCCUGCGCGUGGACCCCGUCAACUUCAAGCUGCUGUCCCACUGCCUGCUGGUCACCCUGGCCACGCACUUCCCCGCCGACUUCACUGCCGAGGCGCACGAAGCCUGGGACAAGUUCAUGUCGCUGGUGUCCUCCGUGCUGACCGAGAAGUACCGCUGAGCCCGCGGACCCGCACCAGGGACCCCACUCCCUGCCCCGACCCCACUUUUCCUCCUGUCUCCCAAUAAACAGAUUGGAUGGAAA
Messenger RNA from Erinaceus europaeus (western European hedgehog), 567 nucleotides. RefSeq names its product hemoglobin subunit zeta-like. Gene Ontology annotation, cellular component: hemoglobin complex; blood microparticle; haptoglobin-hemoglobin complex. Gene Ontology annotation, biological process: hydrogen peroxide catabolic process; oxygen transport. Gene Ontology annotation, molecular function: oxygen binding; iron ion binding; haptoglobin binding. The transcript is spliced from 4 exons. Lineage: Eukaryota; Metazoa; Chordata; Mammalia; Eulipotyphla; Erinaceidae. The record is from RefSeq and is a predicted model, not a curated record. The coding region runs from base 55 to 483 and encodes 142 amino acids.